UCUCUCCACUGUCCGAAGCAGCAAGGAGUAUUUACCACUUCCUCAAUUUCUGUGCCUCUCUUAUUCCUCUUUGAUUGCUUCCUUUUUGGCUAUUUCUAAAAAAAAGAAUUUGUUUUUGCUAUUUCUGUUCUUCUCCCACCAUGUCUGGAAAAUUGCUUGUAAUUAUGGCUAUGGCUAUGUUAGCCAUUAGCUUAGACAAAGUUUCUGCUGGCGAUCCAGAUAUGCUUCAAGACGUUUGUGUUGCUGAUCUUACUUCAAGUUUAACCGUAAAUGGAUAUUUGUGCAAGAAGAACUUUUCAGAAAUAGACUUUUCAUCAAUGGUCAUAGCCAAACCAGGAGCAACAAACAACACAUUUGGUUCCGCAGUGACAGGUGCAUUUGUCACGAAAAUCCCUGGUCUUAACACACUUGGUGUGUCAAUGGCUCGUAUCGACUAUGCCUCUGGUGGAAUUAACCCACCUCACACUCAUCCUCGUGCCACUGAAAUGAUCUUUGUUUUAGAGGGUGAACUAGACGUUGGCUUUAUUACAACAUCAAAUGUUUUUAUUUCAAAGCAUAUUGUUAAAGGUGAAGUCUUUGCUUUCCCUAGAGGACUUGUGCAUUUCCAGCAGAACAAUGGGAAAGUUCCAGCAGCCGUCAUCGUCGCAUUCAACAGCCAGUUGCCAGGGACUCAAUCGAUUGCUACAACGUUGUUUGCUUCAACACCAACUGUUCCUGAUCAUGUCUUGACUAAAACAUUCCAAGUUGGCACUAAGGAAGUCCAGAAAAUUAAGUCAAGGCUGGCACCUAAGAAAUAGACUUUUCAUUAAAUGCUCUUUGUGACUAUAAUUUACUUUGGUGAUGAGCUUGUUAAUUGAUCAGGAUUUGUGGGUUCAUAUACAAUGGGGAAUGUAUUUUUUUUU
Messenger RNA from Lycium ferocissimum, 902 nucleotides. RefSeq names its product nectarin-1-like. NCBI's taxonomy places the organism in Eukaryota, Viridiplantae, Streptophyta, Magnoliopsida, Solanales, Solanaceae. Bases 141 to 797 code for a protein of 218 amino acids. The record is from RefSeq and is a predicted model, not a curated record. Gene Ontology annotation, biological process: regulation of root development; plasmodesmata-mediated intercellular transport. Gene Ontology annotation, cellular component: plasmodesma; cell wall. Gene Ontology annotation, molecular function: manganese ion binding. The transcript has 2 exons.